AAUAAUUGAAUCACACCUACGCCUCUUCAAUCAAAAAUUAGACAGUGAGUGGUCCCCUGCCUCGAGCCUCUGCAUAUUUUGCUCUCUGAACAGCUUCGGGUCUGUGCUGGGUUUUGUUGUUAUGUUGCAGAUUCUGGUUGGGUUUUGGGGAUAUUGUGUUUCUCUGCAAACGGAGAUGGAGGGGUGAGAGGUGAGCUCUCAUCCGAUUCCUUCCUCUGUUCUCUUUCUUUGUUUAAUUUCUCAAAUUCACAGAGAGGGUGGUGGGAGCUGAGGAGAGAUCAAAUGGGAGAAGCCUGUGAGGAUUGCCGUAAGUGGGAAGAGACCAUUUACUGGACCCAUUUCCAGUUCAUACAUUUCGCUCAAUUUCUAACUCAGGAUUUCCACCAGCAGCUUACCAUUCCUAAAAAAUUUGCAGACUAUUUCAAGGAUAGUCUACCUAAGACUCUGGUUCUUAAAGGCCCAAGUGGUAUUACAUGGAAUGUAGAAUUGGUAACAAGUGGGGACUCAUUGCUCCUCAAAAAUGGCUGGGAAGAAUUUGCGAAAGACCACUGUCUAAAAGAAAAUGAUUUCUUGAUUUUCAGAUACAGCAAGAACUCACACUUUGAUGUUUUAGUAUUUGAAAAACAAAGUCUAUGCGAGAAGGAAGCUACGUAUCUGGUUAGGAAAUGUGGGCACGCUAAAGUUGAAAGUGGAUGCUCGCCAAAGAGGGAUGCAAAGGAGAAAUCUGUGGAACUCGUUCACAACUCCUUUCACGAUGAUGAUGAUGAUGAUCAAUGCGCUUCACCAGAGAAAUCUUGGAACUCGGACAGUUUGAUGCCGGAGUCGCCACGAAAGCAAUCCAUCUGCAAAAGGAGACGAACGACUCCAAGGACAGCUUCUUCUGUUAAACCAAAUACAGCAAAGAGGAUAUUAAGAGGCAAAAGUUCUUCUACACAUGCUGCAGGAAAAGAGGCCGAAAGCUCAAAGAGGAUAUUAAGAUGCAAAAGUUCUUCCACACAAGCUGCAGGAAAAAAGGCCGAAAGCUGCGAUUCCGAUGGCAGACAAAUAACCAUCAAUAAAAAUCAAGCGAAUAAUGUGCAAUACAUAUCGAAUAGGCGAUCUGUCACCGAAGACGAGAAAGAGAAGGCCUUGCAAGCGGCACUAUCAGCACCCCACAAAGGGGGUUUUGCAGUAGUUAUGCGACCCAGCAUGGUAUACAAGAGAUUUUUUAUGGGGAUGCCAUGGGAAUGGGUGACUAGGAAUCUCUGGCAUGAUAAACAAGAUGUGAUUCUCCGUCACAAAGACGGCACAUGGCCUGCCAAAUAUUAUGCCUAUGAAUCUUCUGCAGGGCUGGCUGGUGGGUGGAGGCAUUUUGCUGUAGAAAAUAACUUGGAAGAAUUCGACGUGUGUCUCUUUGAGCUCGGUAGCCAGCUGAAAGAUGCUGUGGUCUUGGAUGUUCGCAUCUUUCGGGUUGUCGAAGACGUGGUACCACUUAUGCGCUUUCCUUCUCCCUAGGAAUGUGGAAGGCUAUCUUAAGUUGCUAGGAAAAGGAUCUUGUAGGGCAUCCUUAACUUGCUUAUGUCUUGGUAUGCAUGUUGGUGAAAGCUGGGGUAUGUAAAUAUCGCCUGUUUUGGUGAUUUCUGUGCUACUUUUUGGACUAAUGUUUUGCUCCCCUUAGGCUUUCACUGCUAACAGCUUGUUUAUGUUAAUGGUAGAUUUUGUGGUUCUUGUUCUUGCUUCAUCCCUUCAUGGGUGAAUUAGAGGAUUUUGGUGAUC
This is a messenger RNA of Malania oleifera, 1755 nucleotides long. RefSeq names its product B3 domain-containing protein REM16-like. Gene Ontology annotation, molecular function: DNA binding. The transcript has 5 exons. Lineage: Eukaryota; Viridiplantae; Streptophyta; Magnoliopsida; Santalales; Ximeniaceae. The coding region runs from base 283 to 1494 and encodes 403 amino acids. The record is from RefSeq and is a predicted model, not a curated record.